Molecule: messenger RNA, 604 nt
Organism: Rotaria sp. Silwood1
Lineage: Eukaryota; Metazoa; Rotifera; Eurotatoria; Philodinida; Philodinidae
Source: the annotation of a GenBank genome assembly
AUGAUUCCUUUCGAUUUUUCGUUCAUUGUAGUGCCUCCCCCAAUUCGAGCUAAUGCCAGAUGGGCACAAAAUGGAGUGACCGUUGCCGGAGGUCAUGCGAGAGGUGGUGCGAACAAUCAACUCAACGAUCCUUGGGGUCUCUUUGUUGAUGAUGAUCAAACUGUGAUCGUCGCUGAUCACGCUAACAAUCGUAUCAUCCAAUGGAAGGUUGGUGAUACUAGUGGGCAAGUAAUAGCUGGUGGCAAUGGGAGAGGAAAUCGAUUAGAUCAAUUGAACUCGCCAAUGGAUGUGCUAAUCGACAAAGAGACUGAUAGUCUCAUCAUCUGUGAUUGGGGAAAUCGACGAGUUGUACGAUGGUCUCGUCGUAAUGGCACAACUGAAGGAGAAAUUCUUGUCGACGGCGUCACGUGUGUUGGACUGGCUAUGGAUAAUCAGAGAUAUCUCUACGUUCCUGACCACAUGAAACAUGAAGUAAGAAGAUAUCAAACAGGAGAUAAGAACGGAUCUAUCGUGGCUGGUGGUAAUGGCUAUGGUAUUGAUCUCAAUCAACUCAACAGACCGAGCUAUCUCUUUGUCGAUCAUGAACAGACAGUUUACGUGUCAG